AUGCCAGCUCCGACACAGCAGAGCGGACCACCUUCCCAAGGUUAUUCGUCAGAUGCAGCUGCCGCUCAGGCUGCUCAGGCGGCAGAGAUGAGUGUGAUCCUAUGUACGGCCGGGUACGACCACUCGAUACGGUUCUGGGAAGCUUGGUCAGGUAUAUGCUAUAGACAAAUCACCUUACAACCUCAGUGGAAACAAGUUAAUCGUCUAGCUAUAAGUCCAGAUAAAGCUUAUUUAGCAGCGGCAGGUAACGGAGCUGUGAGGAUAUGGGAUAUAGCGUCUUUAUCGAAUACACCAAUAGCGACAUUAGAAGGACACACCGCCAAUGUGGUAGCUCUGGCAUACUCAGCGAUGGGUAAAUGGAUCGUGACAGGAAGUGAAGAUGGUUCAGUCAAAGUAUGGGAUACCAGAACCGCUCAGAUACAGCGUAAUUACCUCCACGACUGUCCAGUAAACGACGUAAUCAUUCAUCCAAAUCAGGGAGAAUUGAUCUCAUGCGACCAAUCCGGUUCAGUGAAGAUAUGGGAUUUGGCCGAUAACACAUGUACUCAUGAAUUGGUACCUGAUGAAGACGUUCCAAUAAGAAGUGUCAGUAUAGCAUCGGAUGGAAGUACGUUGGUAGCUGGUAACAAUCAUGGUAUGAUAUACGUAUGGAGGAUUGUUCCUGUCCCAGAUGGGAAUGCCAACCUACUACCAGUGACGAGCUUCAGAGCACACUCGAAAUACAUUACAAGGGUUAUAUUGAGUCCUGAUACCAAAUACCUUGCGACUUGUUCGGCUGAUACGACAGUUAAGGUAUGGUCAACGGAAGGAUUAGAUUACGCUUUGGAAAAGACAUUACAAGGACAUCAGAGAUGGGUAUGGGACGCUGCGUUCAGUGCCGAUUCGGCAUAUCUCGUCACCGCUUCGAGUGAUCAUGCGGCGAGAUUAUGGGAUUUGACUUCUGGUGAGACUGUAAGACAGUAUGAUGGACAUCACCGAGCCGCAGUAUGUUGUGCAUUGAACGAUAUCAAUCUGGCCUAG
Kwoniella botswanensis is the source of this 1020-nucleotide messenger RNA. RefSeq lists its product as uncharacterized. The record is from RefSeq and is a predicted model, not a curated record. Gene Ontology annotation, biological process: regulation of actin cytoskeleton organization; TOR signaling. The transcript is spliced from 11 exons. Gene Ontology annotation, cellular component: TORC2 complex; TORC1 complex. The coding region runs from base 1 to 1020 and encodes 339 amino acids. NCBI's taxonomy places the organism in Eukaryota, Fungi, Basidiomycota, Tremellomycetes, Tremellales, Cryptococcaceae. Gene Ontology annotation, molecular function: protein binding.